AUGGGCUUCCCGUACCAUGGAUCAUGCAGGGGGAGAGUAGAAUUCGGCAAGGAACAAUCCUCGUUUCGUUCAUUAACUAGACGACAGGUCUUCGAGGUAGAAUACACAACAAUUCCGCAACUAAGGCUAGCAGCAACCCAGGCCUCUUUAAUGGGAACAAAGGUGCGGCAACCGGCAAAACAUUCCUCGUUCAGUGACGUAGCGGCGAUCUCAAGUGCAUGUCGCCGUCCACGACGAUACUUCCCAGGCUACGCUUUAAAGAUGUUAUUGGAGACGUAG
Molecule: messenger RNA, 279 nt
Organism: Guyanagaster necrorhizus
Lineage: Eukaryota; Fungi; Basidiomycota; Agaricomycetes; Agaricales; Physalacriaceae
Exons: 4
Coding region: 1-279 (92 amino acids)
Source: RefSeq, a predicted model, not a curated record